Messenger RNA from Dipodomys ordii (Ord's kangaroo rat), 2012 nucleotides. RefSeq names its product lamin tail domain containing 2 (gene Lmntd2). Gene Ontology annotation, biological process: chromatin organization. Bases 90 to 1994 code for a protein of 634 amino acids. The transcript has 15 exons. NCBI's taxonomy places the organism in Eukaryota, Metazoa, Chordata, Mammalia, Rodentia, Heteromyidae. Gene Ontology annotation, cellular component: lamin filament. The record is from RefSeq and is a predicted model, not a curated record. Gene Ontology annotation, molecular function: structural constituent of chromatin.
GGUACCCAUGGCAACUGCAUAGAACCCACCUCUCCAUCCCUCCCUAGCCUGCUAACGGCUCAAGCCUCAGCUCCUGACCAACAUCGAGCAUGGCCCCAGAAUCUUCCCUCGAGUCUGAAGAGGAGGAGGCGCCCCCGGUGCCAGCAGAUGGAGAGCCGGCCAGCAGCGAUGUGGGGCCUCCAGUGGACACACCUACAGAUAAAGGGAAUCCCUCCCGUUCCCAGGACACCACAAGUCAACCACCAGUUGUCAACCUGCAGUUGUCCCCUGAGGCCCUGGACCCCCGGACCCUGAGGCUGCUGUGGCAACUGAGAGAACUGGAGAUCCAGUCACUGCGGUCCGCCCUCCAGAAUGACCGGCACUGCCACAUCCUACAGGAGGUGGCAGGGAUCCCCCCGGAGAGGAGCCCUUGCACUCAGGAGAAGUUCCUGCAGAACCAGGUCCGGAAGUUGACUCUGGAUCUCAAAGCGCAAAAAGAACAAGCCCGGCUGGAGAAAGAGCUCUUGGAAAAGCAGCUGAUGCAGACCCUCCACAUGGUGCAGCAGCUGGAGGAUGAGCUACAGAACUUCCAGAAGUCAUGCCUCCUGCAUCUGGCCCACUCCUCCUGGGUGGGCCGCAUACUUCGGUCGCAGACCGGCAGCGUGGAAGUGAUCACUGCGGAGACCCUGAUGGAACCCAGUGACUUCUCGGAGAAUGAGCAGACUGGGGAGGGUUUCCGGCUGGAGGACGUGGACUGGAAUAGCAUUGCCCGUCGAUUCCCCAACCUCCUCACCAACAUCACGUCCAGCGUGGAGCAGAAGCAGAUCCAGCCCCGCCCGCCGUCUUCACUGGACUCCUUGAGCUUGGAUUCCCCUGACAAGCACCCGGAGAGGCCUGGCAAGAGCCUGGAGUGGAGCUCCCUGCCCGUGGUACGCUCCAGCAGCUCAGAGGGCACCAACGCUGACUCCCACCACUGCCAGCCGGUCCUGCAUUCCCAAGGGCAGAAGGUGCCCGGGUACCCAGACUUGUCUUCUGAGCAGAACCAGACAUGGAGCGAGAGCUUCAGCAAAGACACAGAAGGUGGCGCAGGUCGCCAGAAACCCCACUUGGGCCACCCCAGCAAGACGGUCCCGAAGCCCUAUGCGGACCCUGACUACCAAGGUUCUGGGUACCAGCUGAGCCAGGAUAGCUGCUGCUUGAAGAUUGUAGCUGUGAAUUGCCGGGAGAGGUUUGUCCGCAUCCUCAACCAGUCCCAAGAGGAGACUGUGGAGCUGGGUGGCUUCCUGCUGCAGCAGCUGGUGCAGAACUUCCCAGUGUGCAUGUUCCGCUUCCCACCUGGCACCCUGCUGGCCCCAAGACACCACAUUACGGUGUGGGGUGAGGGGACUCGCCGCACCAAGAAGCAGCCGCCUAUAUUCUUGGGCCAGGAACCUUUCUACUUCCACUCCAGCCAGGGCUGCGUAACGCUGCUCCUGAACGCUGAGGGUCAGGUCCUCAGUGAACACCAAGCCCCACACUGUGCCACCCUGGGCUCCAGAACCUUUGAGGACAACAUGGACUGGUCUAUCGAUUGUUUUCCUCUCUCCGAGGCUGGACUUGGGACAGACACCCAGGAACAGCAGCGCCGGCCUUUACCCAUGUGCAAGGGCAGAGUGCAGGAGUCCAGGGCUGGACGCCGGAAGCCGGGGCUGACCAAGAUGCCCGGUUCCACCAGGACUUGGGGCAUUUUGCCACAGCUAAGCACUCGCAAGCCUUGUCACCCAGGAAAGGGUCCGGCACAGCGGGAGGGCACCAAGACUGAGGUACAGCAGCUUCCGCCCACCGUCCCUGAGGCCGGGCUGCCCCUCGAGAAGUGUUUGAGUAGGAGGGAGGACAAGUUCCAGGUAUGCCGGAAAAGUGUAGACCGGAGCUGCCCCAUGGUGGCUUUGUCUGUGCAGAGCACAGCUGAGAGCAAAUACGGGUUCCGCUUUCUCAGCUGCCCACCCAUCACCACUGACGUGUGCUGGAGGAUGUAGCUGAGGAUGUGUGCUGGA